AUGGCCGGUUUUAAUUUUAAGAAGUUAACCAAGGAUAAGCACAAGUCUUCCAAGUCCAACACUGAUGAACAGAAAGACCAAAAUGGAAUAAGUCCCUCUAAAUUUCUUCAUUUUAAUAUAAAUCAUGAUAAUAAACAGCUGCAUAAUUCUUCCAAUCCACUACCGAAACCGAAUCAAGCUCUACCACCUGUACCACAGAAAACACCAUUAAAUGAAAGUCGUUCGUUAAAUAAUAUUUCCUAUCAAAGACAACAACUAUAUAAUUCAUCACAAGCAAGGGUAUAUCCCACUCCACAACCUUUUGGUCAAAGAAGUGUAUCAGGAGCUACUCAAUUGAUGCAAGUGAAACAACAAGAACAACAAAGACAACAACAGUCACAAAGCAGACUAACAGUGCAAGGAUCCAAUGAAUCAAAUACUUCUACCCAUGAUAAUUCUCAACAGUCACAACAUUCUUCUCCUUUAUAUAAUCCUUAUUCGCAAACUCAAGUAUCUGUACCUAAAAAUAACUUAUUAAAUACUCCCCCAGUGACUCAAGAACCUAUAGUUUGGAACAGAAUCAAAUUAAAAAACUCACCAUUUCCUCGUUAUCGACAUGUUGCCUCCGCUUAUGGCACAGAUGAUGAUCGAGUAUUUGUCAUUGGUGGACUACACGAUCAGUCCGUAUACGGUGAUGUAUGGAUCAUUAAAUCUUUAGAGAAUGGUACCCGAUUCGAAUCCAGCACAGUAGAUAUCAGUGAAACUACUCCACCACCUAGAGUUGGUCAUGCUGCUACUUUAUGUGGAAAUGCAUUUGUAGUGUUUGGAGGUGAUACACAUAAGGUCAACAAAGAUGGAUUGAUGGAUGAUGACUUAUAUUUGUUCAAUAUUAAUUCCUAUAAAUGGACCAUUCCAAACCCAGUUGGUCCUAGACCAUUGGGUAGAUAUGGCCACAAAAUAUCCAUUAUUGCUCCGACACCAAUGAAGACCAAAUUGUAUCUAUUUGGUGGUCAAUUUGACGACACGUACUUUAAUAAUCUAGCUGUAUUUGAUUUAUCGUCCUUUAGAAGACCUGAUUCUCACUGGGAGUUUUUGAAACCAAAGACUUUUAUUCCACCGCCUUUAACAAAUCAUACAAUGGUAUCAUAUGACAAUAAAUUAUGGGUAUUUGGUGGAGAUACUUUACAAGGUCUAAUAAAUAAAGUUUUUAUGUACGAUCCUGAUAUUAAUGAUUGGUGCAUUAUCGACACAUGUGGGGCAGGAGAUGAUGAUGGCAAUAUUCCUCCACCAAUGCAAGAACACGCUGCUGUUAUGUAUGGCCAUUUGAUGUGUAUUACCGGUGGUAAAGAUGAAUCAGAUAAUUAUUUGAACACAGUAUACUUCUUGAACUUAAAUACUUUUACAUGGUACAAAUUACCCUUCUUAACUGUGGGUAUUCCACAAGGUAGGUCUGGACAUUCAGUAACACUGCUAAAAAAUAACAAAUUAUUAAUUAUGGGUGGUGAUAAGUUUGAUUAUUCUCGACCUGAAGAAUUUGACCUUCAUACUUCGGAAACCGACAUGGGCAAUGGAACCAUAUUAUAUACAUUAGACUUAUCAAAAUUAAAAGAUUUAUGUCCCGGCAUUAUGGAUCGAGUUCCAAGUGCCAAAAUUCCUGGAAACAAUGUCGCAAAGUUAUCUAAUAAAGAAAAUUACCCUUCAACCCCACAAGCUUCCAACAAAGAGUUUAACAAUGAACAAAAAACAACUAACAGUGUCAUCCAAAAGGAUAUUAAUAAGUUACCUGAGCUUGCAGCUCAUAAUAUUUUAACACCACAUACAAUAUCAGAGAAUCAAAAAACACCCAAAGUUGAAGAUGAAGAAACUUUUGAUAGUACUCCCGAAAAUAACAUGGCCGUGACACCAACUUUUGAAGAAAACUCUUAUUUUAAAGAUGAAAAUCAAAAGGAAUUAUUAGAAAAGGUAGUAACUCCAAGCUCGAAAGAUAAUGAAGAGCAUACCUUUGAGGACUCCGAUUUACAUGAGGAAGCAACUCCUGAAAUCGAAGUAGCUAUUCGAACGCCUAUUAAGAGUGAGCACUUAUUCCAGGUCAAAGAAUCCCCUAUCAAAAAUAUUACUAAUAAUGAUUCUGUUAAUAUUGAUAAUGUAACAUCAGAAUUAGAUAAGCAAUUUACUCCAAUUUCUGAUAAACAAGGCCACCUCAGUUCCGUAGAUCAGUUGCAAAACAACACAAACAUGAUGAAACAUUCUACAUUAACCAACUUCAGUAGUACUACCACUAAGACAAGCCCUAAACAGACAUCACCUCAUGGAUCUUCACCCCACAUUAAAGGAGAUACAGAAUCAUUAGCUAAUUUUUCUCCCAAAAAUAAUACCACACCUCAAUCAACAAUGAUUCAGGUAGAUUAUAAGAUAUUAGAAGACUUACAGUUUGAAUUAAAAAAUCUAAAACAACUAACAACAGAUAAGGCCAACGAGGCAAGUAAUCAUAUAUUGGGAUUGGAGGAAGAAAAUAAGAAAUUAAAAGAAUCGUUGAGGGAACAUUUGGCAAAAAAUAACCAAAAAAGUGACAUAGUGGAGGAAAAUAAAAAGUUGUGUAAUUAUAUUAAUACUUUAAAAGGAUUAUUGAAUGAAAAAUUUUUGGAUUUAGACGUGUUAAAUGUGAUUAUCAGAAAACAAAAUUCGACAAUUGACAAACUUAUGUCUGAUGAAAACUUCAGAGAUAAAUAUGUCUCAUUAGAGAAAAAAUAUCAAUUAGUUAGUGCAGAAAAUGAAGAGUUGAAAAAUAGAUUAGAACAAUAUGAGAAUGAUUUUAUUGAAAAUAUCAAAGUAUAUUCGAAUAAUAUCGAAUCAUUAUUAGAAGGAUGGAAAAGUUAUUUUAGUGACUUCUCAACCACAAGUCAUAUGCUAGAAGAUGAUAUAAAAAUCUCAUACGAGGAAAUGUCCCUUGAAUCUCCGCGUCACAAAGCAGUAGUGGGUAAGCUAUCAAAACAACUAGACGAUCUCUUGGUUAAAAGCAAAGAUUUAAGUCACUCCAGAGGUAAAUUAGAUGCAGAGUAUCAUAGAUUAGAGAGAAGACAUAGAUCUUUAAGUCAAGAUUUACUAUCACAAAAAUCUUUUGAUGAAAUAGAAGAGGAAGAAACAGAUAACCAUAAUACUAUUACUCUUGAUGAAGUAAAAACCCUCCAAUUAGCACAAGAGGAAUUAGAAAAAUAUCGGAAGAAAAAUAAAGCUCUACAAGAUGAAAUUGAGCAAUUAAAGGAAAAAGUUAAUGGAACCAUUAAAUAA
Messenger RNA from Arxiozyma heterogenica, 3267 nucleotides. It is a transcript of the gene KEL2, whose product is annotated as Kel2p. Gene Ontology annotation, cellular component: cell cortex of cell tip. Gene Ontology annotation, molecular function: protein binding. NCBI's taxonomy places the organism in Eukaryota, Fungi, Ascomycota, Saccharomycetes, Saccharomycetales, Saccharomycetaceae. Gene Ontology annotation, biological process: regulation of cell shape. The coding region runs from base 1 to 3267 and encodes 1088 amino acids. The record is from RefSeq and is a predicted model, not a curated record. The transcript has a single exon.